This is a messenger RNA of Nicotiana tabacum (common tobacco), 1529 nucleotides long. Its product is annotated as actin. The record is from RefSeq and is a predicted model, not a curated record. NCBI's taxonomy places the organism in Eukaryota, Viridiplantae, Streptophyta, Magnoliopsida, Solanales, Solanaceae.
GCGGUUUUCAUUGUUCUUUUUCUUCAUUUCCUCCUCCUCAGACUCAGAAGCAGUACUUAUUGUUUUGUUUUUCUCUCUUUCACUCGUACGCAAAUUCUAGGAGCAAAAGUUGUAAGAAAUGGCAGACGUUGAUGACAUUCAACCACUUGUUUGUGAUAAUGGAACCGGUAUGGUCAAGGCUGGUUUUGCUGGAGAUGAUGCCCCAAGGGCUGUUUUUCCAAGCAUUGUUGGGCGUCCUCGUCACACUGGAGUGAUGGUUGGAAUGGGGCAGAAGGAUGCCUAUGUUGGGGACGAAGCCCAGUCAAAACGUGGUAUUCUGUCGUUGAAGUAUCCUAUUGAACAUGGUAUAGUGAAUAACUGGGAUGACAUGGAGAAGAUUUGGCACCACACCUUCUACAAUGAGCUUCGAGUUGCUCCAGAAGAGCAUCCUGUUCUGCUUACUGAAGCACCUCUCAAUCCAAAGGCCAAUCGUGAGAAAAUGACUCAAAUAAUGUUCGAAACCUUCAAUUGCCCUGCAAUGUAUGUUGCAAUUCAAGCUGUUCUGUCUUUAUAUGCUAGUGGUCGUACUACUGGUAUUGUUUUGGAUUCCGGAGAUGGUGUUAGCCACACAGUUCCAAUCUAUGAAGGUUACGCGCUUCCGCAUGCGAUCCUACGUCUUGACCUUGCUGGCCGUGACCUCACAGAGCAUUUGGCAAAAAUCCUCACCGAACGUGGAUACUCAUUCACCACCAGUGCUGAGAAGGAAAUUGUUAGGGACAUGAAGGAGAAGCUAGCAUACAUUGCUCUUGAUUUUGAACAGGAGUUGGAUAUGGUUAAGUCAAGCAGUACUGUUGAGAAGAACUUUGAAUUGCCAGAUGGCCAAGUGAUUACCAUUGGAGCAGAGCGUUUCCGAUGCCCAGAGGUGUUGUUCCAGCCUUCCACCAUUGGAAUGGAAGCUGCUGGUAUCCACGAGACAACAUACAAUUCUAUAAUGAAGUGUGAUGUGGAUAUCAGGAAGGAUCUCUACGGGAAUAUCGUACUUAGUGGUGGAUCCACUAUGUUUCCUGGUAUUGCUGACAGAAUGAGCAAGGAAAUCACCGCCUUAGCACCUAGCAGCAUGAAGAUUAAGGUGGUGGCUCCCCCUGAAAGGAAGUAUAGUGUUUGGAUUGGAGGUUCCAUCUUGGCAUCCCUCAGUACCUUCCAGCAGAUGUGGAUUGCUAAGGCAGAGUUCGAUGAGUCUGGCCCCUCAAUCGUGCAUAGGAAGUGCUUCUAAUGAGAUAAAGAUAAUCUGUCUCUCUGAUAGCUAUUCCUAUGUUCUUUUUGAUUUGUUUCUGGAUAGCAGCUUUUAGAUAGUUAUUGGUUGUGGACUGUGUUCUGGUCUCUAGUUUUGUUUCAUUGUCAAUGAUGAUGUUGUCGUAUUUCCAUGUCCUCAUUUUUCUCUUUGUUUCUAAUAUAGUAACAUUUUAAGAGGACGAAUGUAAUAAAUUGUUCCAACUCAGUACUUGAAGUGAUCUUUUUAUUAAUGCAUUGUUCAAGGAAGUUCUGUUAUA